UGACGCCAUACUUCAUCAUGUCUCUGACCACGCCUACCAUGCACUCUGCCAUCUCAAUCUCUGCUGCGAUAGCAUGCGUGGUCGUAUUGGCGACCAUCCGAGCUCGACAUCGUCUCCGUAGAAGGCGAUUGCCCCCAGGACCGCCACCACUCCCGCUCAUAGGGAAUACGCAUCAAGUCGACCCAUCGUAUCCAUGGCUUUCGUUCACUCAGUGGAAAGCGCCCUAUGGCGACCUGGUUUACUGCAAUGUGCUCGGCCAAGACAUCGUGAUAGUCAACUCGGAGAAGGUAGCUGAGGACCUUAUGGAGAAGCGCUCUCGCAACUAUUCAGACAGGAUGGACAUGUCAGAUAUGCUGGAACCGUAUGGUAUGGACUUCGCCACUGUUCUUCUCAACCACAACGCAACAUGGCAAGCCCAUCGGCGCAUCCUCCAGCAAACCUUACGCCCUGAAGUGGUCGUCGCGUAUCAGUCAACUCAGCUUCAUUGUACCGCCAAUUUGACUCAGAGUUUGGCAAGGGCACCGUCCGAGUGGUGGAAGCACAUUCGAUCCUUCUCUGCGGCUAUCGUGAUAGGAACAAUCUACGACCACGAGCUCCCAGAGAACCCCGAACAUGACGUCUCGUUUAAAGCAGUUCUGGAUGGAUCUGAGCUCGGCGUUAUCAUUGCCUCACCCGGACCCGUUGCUCUGGUAAAAGCAAUCCCACUCGUGAAACAACUCCCAACGUGGAUGCCCGGAGGUCAAUGGUUUAAUGCUGCUGCCUGUAAGCGCGUAUUCAACAAGAUGGUUGGCACCCCCUUCGAUGAACUACUGGGGAGGAUUGCAACCGGGAAAGCAGGACCGUGCGUUGCAGCCGAUGCGUUGGCCAAAUUUCAAGACACAAAAAAGCUGGAGAAUGCUGAACAAGUUGUGAAAGACGUAUGCGGUACAGCAUACUCUGCUGGCGAAGAAACGACCGGCUCGACUCUAAUCGUGUUCACGUUGGCCAUGGUGCUAUAUCCGGACAUUCAAAAACGAGCUCAGGAUGAGAUAGAGUCAAUCGUAGGCAGCAGUCGCCUUCCCGACUUCAACGAUAGAUCUGCUUUGCCUUAUAUUGAGGCAGUCUUUCGGGAGACACUGAGAUGGAGGCCUGUCGUUCCGUUGGCGAUUCCGCAUGUUGCUGCGAACGAGGACGUUUAUGAUGGCUACCUUAUUCCCAAGGGAGCCGUUAUAAUGCCCAACCUCUGGGCCAUGUCUCAAGACUCGACCAAGUACCCCUCUCCCGAAACCUUCAACCCCGAACGCUUCCUCGACGCAACCGGAAAGCUGACAACAGACACGCCCAACUUUGCGUUUGGCUUUGGUCGACGCGUCUGUCCGGGCCGGCACCUGGCGAGCGGAUCCGUAUGGAUCGCAAUUGCACAGAUCCUAGCGGCAUUCUCGAUCGAGAAAGCAAAAGACGCUGCUGGAAAUGUGAUCGAGCCGAAUCCGGGGUGGAAGAGGGGUCUAUCGUCGUACCCCCUGCCAUUUCCUUGCAGCUUUGUUCCUAGGAGGCACUAGAGUAGCAUCGUCAUCCAGCAUGCACAUAUAAUCUUAUAGCAAUCUGAAGCCUUUUAGUAUAGAGACAUCUUUGGUAGCUGACUUGAACAGACAAGGACAAACUGAUGUAUAUACCAUGGUAGUCGAGGGCCGAAGAGAAGCUUUGAGUCGUAGUUUCCAUGCCACAAACCUUCGUGACAGCGAUUUUUCGCCUCGCAUAACACAUGUCGUACUCAGUGCUCAGCAACACACAAGAC
Molecule: messenger RNA, 1774 nt
Organism: Coniophora puteana RWD-64-598 SS2
Lineage: Eukaryota; Fungi; Basidiomycota; Agaricomycetes; Boletales; Coniophoraceae
Product: cytochrome P450
Exons: 12
Coding region: 18-1538 (506 amino acids)
Molecular function (GO): heme binding; oxidoreductase activity, acting on paired donors, with incorporation or reduction of molecular oxygen; monooxygenase activity
Source: RefSeq, a predicted model, not a curated record